CCCCCUCCCGAGAACUCCCACUGAGCCGGCAGCCCAUCCAACAUCUCUGCUUAUAAAUAUACAUAAAACAUCCACUCCCCUGCAUCAGCCACUUUCCACUCCAUUCCUUUUCCAAGUAGAUUCUUUAAUUUCCUGCACAAAACUUCUUAAACAAAUCUCCAAUAUUUUCAGAGUUGCAUGGCAGCUGGUUUGUUGGCUCAUGAGGUAGCUGACCUCUGUUUAGGAAAGCCACCCCUGAAAUCUCUUUCCAUUUCGGCCACUGUUGCUGAUGCUUUGACUGCUCUCAAGGCAUCCGAUGAGAACUGGAUCAGUGUAUGGAGCUGCGACCACCACUCCAACAAGAACAGCUUCAAUGUGAAUGAGGACUGUGUCUGCAUUGGAAAAAUUUGCAUGGUUGAUAUCAUUUGUUAUCUUUGUGAAGAAGAGAACCUUUGUUGCCCUUCUUUGGCUCUGCAGUCUCCUGUUUCUGCAUUGCUGUCAAAGGUUCCUGGCUUGGUGAGGCACGUGGAACCCUCUUCAAGCAUAGUCGAAGCUAUUGAUCUGAUCCUUCAAGGGGCUCAGAAUCUCGUUGUCCCUAUAAAGAGCAGAAUUACUGGAAGCUCAAGAAGGAAAUUACUCCAAAAAUCAACCUCAGUCACUCCCACGAUACACAAUGGCCGUGAAUUUUGUUGGUUAACACAAGAGGAUGUGAUCAGAUUCCUUCUCAACUCCAUUGGCCUUUUCUCGCCAAUUGCUGCACUUUCAAUUGAAAGACUUGGGAUUAUUAGCUCCGAAUUUGUGGCCGUAACGUACCACUCGCGGGCCUCAUCAGCGAUUGGAGCAAUUGCACAAGCCCUCAGCGAUCAAACAUCAGUGGCUGUUGUUGAUGAUGACGGCAUUUUGAUAGGAGAGAUUUCUCCCUUCACCCUUGCUUGCUGCGACGAGUCCGUGGCAGCUGCAAUCACAACCCUCUCCGCAAGUGAUCUGAUGGCCUAUAUAGAUUGCGGAGGUCCACCUGAGGACAUUGUGAGGCUUGUGAUUGCAAGGUUGAAGGAGAGAGAUCUCCAGGGAAUGUUAGAUGAGUUCAUGAUCGAUUCGUCUAACAUUUCCUCUAACUCCUCAUCUUCAUCUGAUGAGGAGUUCUCAUCCUCAACCACGACGUUGUCACGGCUGGGGAGGCUUAAUAGGUCUAGUAGUUACUCAGCUAGGAUGAUGAGAAGGGCCGAGGCAAUAGUUUGCCAUCCAGGAAGCUCUUUGGUGGCUGUGAUGAUUCAGGCACUUGCGCAUCGCGUAAAUUUCGUUUGGGUGAUUGAAGAGGAUGGCAGUGUGGUUGGAAUCGUCACAUUUUCAGACAUUUUGGGGGUUUUCCGCGAACAUCUAGAUUCCAUGGUUUAAGGGAUUUGAUCUCUCAUCAGUAGAAGUUAAUAAUGGGGUGUUGUAAAAUAGAAAAAAGGGGAACAUGUGAAUAUGUCGAGCGAGCCUGGGCCCCAGUUUUUGUUUUCUGUCGUAGCAUGUGACAUUGAACAUUUGCUGACUGAGAAUCCGGCUGUACGUUUUGUAUGCUUUGACUUUUAUGAAUUUCUUCAUGUAUGAACAAAUCUAUUACGAGUACUCUUCUCUUCAUUGACCCCUACUUACAUGGCAAAGCCAAAGAUUUA
This is a messenger RNA of Coffea arabica (coffee), 1637 nucleotides long. Its product is annotated as CBS domain-containing protein CBSX5. The record is from RefSeq and is a predicted model, not a curated record. NCBI's taxonomy places the organism in Eukaryota, Viridiplantae, Streptophyta, Magnoliopsida, Gentianales, Rubiaceae. Gene Ontology annotation, cellular component: nucleus; cytoplasm.